AUGGAUUUUGGUGCAGAUUUACGGGUAAGCAAGAGAGUUGAGGCAUAUUUCAAGUGGAAUGAAGAACGGACCCGGCUUGAGAUUAAAGUCGAACAGUCUUUUAGUCCACAUUUGGAUUUUCAACUCUACACUAAGGAGCUUGUCUUACUGGGCAUAAAGCAAGGUGUCACCAGAAAAGAUCUGAGGGAUAAGAAGUUGCUGUUACCUCAGAGAGACUUGAGGAGUUUCUACGAGAGCUUUAGCGCACUGGUACAACAAUUGAUGGACGAGCAAAAAUGGUUUAACAUCCAACUCUAUCUACCAGCGCGCUACAGCUUUCGUCCUCAAGUCUCUCUGAGAAACAGUAAAAUUGAGAUGAAGACUCUCCCGCAAGAGCUCAUCGCUCAGAUACUUUCCUUACUACCCGUCAACCCUCUGCAUCUCAAUCGCUCCAAAGAACGCUUUCUCAUUUUAGAAACCGAUUAUCCAGAUGAUCACUCCAUGGUAAAGUUUUCCAACGAGGAUCAGUUCGGCACGGCCGUGAAGAUCAAACGACCACAUUACAACUUAAAAAGCACGGAAAUUGUAGGCUCUUGCAACGGCCUGGUUUGCAUAAAGAGCUUCGAUAAUGAAUCAGUCGAAAGGAUUGUGAUAUGGAACCCAUUAAUCAGAAAAUAUAAGAAAUUACCUCCUAAGCCUCUAGAAAAGUUUAUUGCUAGAAGGCACUCAGCAUUUGGAUACGACCAGGUCAACAACGACUACAAGGUUUUAAGGCUUGUGAAGUACUGGCCACAGGCUUGGCUUGAGCGUCUAAGGGAUGAAAGAAGAAUAUAUAGUCUCGAGGUAUAUAGUCUCAGAGAACACUCUUGGAGAAUGGUUGAAGAAGAAUGGCCUAUUGAGGAACCGUAUAAAAUAUCGAACGAGGCGUGUUUCUCGAACGGUGCUUUUCAUUGGGUGGUUACUUCUGAUGAGACGAACUUAAAAAAGUACCAUGUCACAUUUGAUCUCAGCACUGAAAAAUUCCGCGUGCAAGCAUUUCCUAUUAAUUCUUCUACCAAAGAGGAUCUCGAAUUGGUGGACUUGGGAGGAUGGCUCUUUGCAUUUUUUCCGCAACUCUCUGAAGUUUGGGUAAUGAAGGAGUAUGGGGUGUCCAGUGGUUGGACACUAUUUUAUACGGUGGAGCCGGCCUUUCCUAAAUACCCUCCUUUUGUGUUCUCACACGACGGUGAAGAGGUUUUGACGGGAGAAAUUUUAGGGCCAAACUCUAGAGCUGAAUCCAUUUGUCUCUAUUGGUAUGACAUAAAAAGGAAGACACGCAGAAUUGUUCAGAUUGAGAAUGUGCCCGAUUUGUAUGCGCCAGUUGUUUGUGUGGGAAGCCUCAUUCUCCUCAAUGAUGCUGACAGUGACAAUUAUCUUCAAUAA
Corylus avellana is the source of this 1401-nucleotide messenger RNA. NCBI's taxonomy places the organism in Eukaryota, Viridiplantae, Streptophyta, Magnoliopsida, Fagales, Betulaceae. The record is from RefSeq and is a predicted model, not a curated record.